Messenger RNA from Vitis riparia (riverbank grape), 1022 nucleotides. RefSeq names its product 20 kDa chaperonin, chloroplastic-like. The coding region runs from base 113 to 868 and encodes 251 amino acids. Gene Ontology annotation, biological process: positive regulation of superoxide dismutase activity. The record is from RefSeq and is a predicted model, not a curated record. Lineage: Eukaryota; Viridiplantae; Streptophyta; Magnoliopsida; Vitales; Vitaceae. The transcript has 6 exons. Gene Ontology annotation, cellular component: mitochondrial matrix; chloroplast. Gene Ontology annotation, molecular function: ATP binding; protein-folding chaperone binding; protein folding chaperone.
CGACCCAACGCAGUUUAUAUAAGAUUCUCCGAGUCAUUAGGGUUUAUCCUCCGAUAACGUUUGUUCAAAGAGCCAUCUUUCAACGCCUUCCCAACAAGCAGAACCAAAAGGAAUGGCAACAGCUCCCGCAAUUUCAACUAGGAGUUUGCCGUCAUUUGAAGGGCUUCGACCUUCAACAGUCAGGGCGUCUUUGGUUCGUCUGCCACUAAGAGCAGCGGGUCUCACACAGAGGUCGCUCAGGGGUCUGGUUGUCAGAGCUGCCACUUCAAUUGGCCCCAAGUAUACUUCCUUGAAGCCCUUGGCUGAUAGAGUGCUGGUGAAGAUUAAAACUGUGGAGGAGAAGACCGGAGGUGGUAUUUUACUUCCAACAACAGCUCAAACAAAACCUCAAGGAGGGGAGGUUGUUGCUGUUGGAGAGGGCAGGACAGUUGGGAAGAACAAAGUAGACAUUGGUGUAAAGACCGGUACCUCGGUAGUGUAUUCCAAGUAUGCCGGGACUGAGUUGGAGUUCAAUGGAUCAAAUCAUCUUAUAUUGAAGGAAGAUGAUAUAGUCGGUAUUCUUGAGACAGACGAUAUCAAGGAUCUGAAGCCCUUGAAUGAUAGAGUCUUAAUCAAGGUUGCUGUGGCCGAAGAAAAGACUGCUGGAGGCUUGUUGCUUACCGAGGCAACAAAGGAGAAACCUUCCAUUGGCACUGUGAUUGCAGUUGGACCUGGGUCUCUGGAUGGGGAGGGUAAUAGGAAACCACUGUCAUUAAGCCCAGGCAGCACAAUUAUGUACUCCAAGUAUGCAGGAAAUGAGUUCAAGGGCAGUGAUGGUUCUGAUUACAUAGCUUUACGGGCGUCUGAUGUGAUGGCUGUGCUUUCCUAGUAUAUGUGCAUUGUUUAUAAAACUGAUCUUUCUGGUAGAGUCCAAACUCGUGGAUUUUAAAUGUAACCACACUUGGAAAUUGGAAUAUGCUUGAUGCAGCAUUCAGUUGUUAAUCCAAUUGCGGCUCUGUAUUCUCAUCUGAGUCUUUUUUUGU